Tachysurus vachellii is the source of this 5149-nucleotide messenger RNA. RefSeq names its product ENAH actin regulator (gene enah). Bases 195 to 2693 code for a protein of 832 amino acids. NCBI's taxonomy places the organism in Eukaryota, Metazoa, Chordata, Actinopteri, Siluriformes, Bagridae. The transcript has 15 exons. The record is from RefSeq and is a predicted model, not a curated record. Gene Ontology annotation, molecular function: profilin binding; SH3 domain binding. Gene Ontology annotation, biological process: axon guidance; actin polymerization-dependent cell motility; actin polymerization or depolymerization.
AUGCCUGUUGCCAGGUUACCAUCCGACACAGUGAAAUGUGGGACUGUGUACGCGAGAGGCAUGGAGAAGCACCAUUGACUCGCGCACGUCUCUAAAUAAUGAAUCACCGAUGCGUUCUGAGCAGGCGAAGGCAAUGAACAGGCGAGCGUGAUCAGGACCGAAUCUGCAGCGUCGGGGCUUCUGGGGGUUAAGCCAUGCAGCUCCAGCCUCCGACGCACUGCAAGCUGUCUGGCUUCAUCCUGCAUGAAAGAUGCACCGCGUCUUCAAAAAUGGAAGUCCACCGUGAGCAGAGUAUCUGUCAGGCACGGGCUGCCGUCAUGGUGUACGACGACGCCAACAAGAAAUGGGUUCCUGCUGGAGGUUCCACGGGUUUCAGCAGAGUCCACAUCUAUCACCACACGGGAAACAACGCCUUCCGGGUGGUGGGCCGUAAAAUUCAGGACCACCAGGUGGUGAUAAAUUGUGCCAUCCCCAAGGGACUGAAAUAUAACCAGGCAACGCUGACGUUCCAUCAGUGGCGCGAUGCACGCCAGGUGUACGGUCUGAACUUUGGCAGUAAGGAGGAUGCUAACGUAUUCGCCAGUGCCAUGAUGCAUACUCUGGAGGUGCUCAACUCUCAGGACGCAGGCCCCACGUUGCCAAGACAGAGUCCUCAGGUGCAGAAUGGCCCCUCGCCAGAGGAGCUGGAAAUGCAGAGACGGCAGCUGCAGGAGCUGCAGCGUCAGAAGGAGCUAGAUCGUGAGCGGCUCGAACGAGAGCGCCAGGAGCGUGAGAGGCUUGAACGAGAGCGCCAGGAGCGCGAUAGGCUCGAACGAGAGCGUCAGGAGCGCGAUAGAGAGAGGCUGGAGCGUGAACGUUUCGAGCACGAACGUCAGGAACGUGAGCGAUUGGAACGAGAGCUGCUGGAGCGCGAGCAUCAGGAGCGUGAGCGUCAGGAACGGGAGCGCUUGGAGAGAGAGCGUGCAGAGCAGGAGCGUCUGGAGAGGUUGGAGCGCGAGCGACAGGAGCAGCUCGAGAGCGAGCGCGUCGAGAGUGAGCGGCUGGAGCGCGAACGUGCUGACCGGGAAAGGCAGGAGAGGGAGCACCGGGAGCAGAUCGACAGAGAGGACGCCGAUAGAGGACGACGCGUCUCCAACACCGCCUUUGAAAGUACCCUUCACACCCCUCCACCUCCAGACUGCAACAAGAGCUCUGCCUCUUCUUCACCUGUAUCCCCUUCCACUCCCAACUACCCUCCUCCUCCUUCUUCCUCUUCACCCUCUGUAGUCCCACCUCCCACCCCACCCUUGCGCCAUUCUGCCUCUCGUUUUGCCACUUCUAAAGGCUCUGCCUUCCACCCAGUCCUACCUCAUUAUGCCACCGUCCCCAGGCGGCAUCCCGUUCAACCCACCCCCACGGCUCUGCCUCCUGCCCCAGCUUCCAAAACAGUGGUCUGCCAGCCCACCAAUUUCACACCCUUACCUCCAUCGCCUCCAGUCAUGAUCAGCAGCCCCCCUGGCAAAGCCACCGGCCCUCGGCCAGUCAUUGCUGUUCCAGCCUCCAGCCCUCUUUUCUCCUCUUCACCCACAGCGCCCAAUGGGCAUUCAGUCACCACUCAAUACCAUGCUGCUUCCCCAGUCUUGGGCCAGUCCUUUCCAUCACCCCCAACUCCACCUCUGCCUCCUCAAUCCUUGCCCCAUUUCCCCACCCCCAUGACUCCUUUUGUGUCCUGUCCAUCCAUCCAGCCUCCUGUUGUCCCCUCUCCUUCUACAGCCUGCCCUGCCAAUGCUGAUUGCUCUGUAAACUCGGUGCUGGGAGACUCCUCUGCUCCAGAGCCGGAUACAGUGCAGGCUGGCCUCUCUCUGCCUCCUCCACCCCCUCUUCCACCCGGCUCCACUGUGACCCCAACCUCUGCUGGAGCACCUCCCCCUCCCGGCCCACCGCCACCUCCCCCUCUCCCCACCACACUUACUCCCACAGGUCUGCCUCCUCCCCCAGGACCACCACCACCUCCCACUGGCCAGGUCGUGCCUCCUGCUCCACCUCCACCUCCAGCACCACCUCUGCCCUCUGGUCUUUUUACUCCCUCACCCACCGGAGAUGACAACAAGCCCUUCUCUGGCCUGGCAGCUGCCCUUGCAGGCGCCAAGUUACGGAAAGUGUCAAGGAAUGAAGAGCCAAGUAUCGCAGCUGUUGGUGGUGUGACGGCUCCCAGCGCUGCCAAGCCCGAGGCUGCCCGAGGAAAUGGUCCGCUGCCUGGAGGAGGAGGACUCAUGGAGGAGAUGAGUGCCCUACUGGCCAGGAGAAGACGAAUCACAGAGAAAGGAGCAUCACCAGAGCCUGAUCAGAAAACGGAAGAAAUCGAAGCGACCGUUACUCCGAAACUGUCAGCCUGUAGCACACCAGACAUGCCCAGAAAGCCGUGGGAAAGGACAAACACCAUAAAUGGUAGCAAAUCACCAGUUAUCGGAAGACGGGAUGCUCCAUGGAGAAAUCAGAUGAGUACUGAAAAGUUCUGUGAUUCCAUAAACAGGCCGAGGUCUACGCCCACUCCUACUGGAUCCCUAAGUGCCAAUGGAGUGCCAUCAGAAACUCUGGACUAUGACAGAUUGAAACAGGACAUUCUGGAUGAGAUGAGGAAGGAACUGUCAAAGCUGAAAGAAGAACUUAUUGACGCGAUCAGGGAGGAGUUGGGCAAGUCCAACUCUGCGUAAGAGACCAUGACUCCCCAACUGUUUCCCAACCAUGGUCCAUCACAAGGCCAGCUUCAGUUCUGACACUCUCUAAAAAUGCAGUGGUAACGGACAUUUUACAAAAGCAUUUUAAACUCGUGGUGAUCACAAUAACCAUGUUAAUUCUGAAGGAGCGUUUGAGCGCGAUGCCUUUUUAGGGCUACAAAUACCGAGAAGAGAUGCCAUAGGUGUGAUUUUCAGGCUGUGGAACUUCCCUCCGUGUUCCAGCUAGCGGGUGGGACGCAGCCGUUAUUAGCGAAGUGACUGUCAAUAUGCAAAAGAUUACUCUAUCAUAGAAAGAUGAGCAAUCACUCUGAGGAGGGAAAAACAACACAACCUUUUACUGAACUCUAUACUGUAUUAAUCACUGAAGAGUGACUGUAUUUUCCAGCAGGUGAAGUUCAUUAUUUGGCACAUUUGCUUAUCAAAGGGCAGUCAUGUUUGGUCAGAAGUAGUGUGAAGUAGAGCUUAGCUUAGCUUAGCUUGCUUAGCACCACUGAGGAAAACUUGGAGUCGGGCCAAACAAGCAGACGAACGAACCAGGUGUAGUUUCUUGCUGCAGGACUUCGUAAAAAAGCUCGUCUUCCUGAUAUUAUUAUAAUCCCGGUAUGUAAUUUAAAGGCAAACUAGAUAUUCUUCAAUUCGUUUAAUUCUGUCUGUUCUAAUAUAUUCCAUGGCCAUAUGAAGUAGCUUAGCCAUGCGAUCUUGGGAUAGUCAGCAUCAGUUUCGGUAAUUUCCCAGUUACUUGCGGAGACAAACGCUCCGAAGUCUGUCUCCUAUAAACCACUGUACGACUUAAUCACCUUUGUCUUGUAUGUGGAGGAAAAUGGUUUGGAAUAAUCGGGCGAGUUGAUGCCUCUCUACUGUAAUUCAUUGUAGCUUUUUACCAAAUCCUUUCAGUCUCUAAACGAUGGGUGAAUGCCAAUAUCAACAAGACCGCAUCUGUAGAUAGUGCUAAUCAAAUCUAGCAUCUUUUUUUUUUUUUUUUUUUUUAAUGUUUCUUGGUCCACUGCAGGCUCUUCUGUUAUUUCUUUUGAUUUUUAGUGCAUGUCUUGUUCUGAAUGCUAUGGGAAAUCUUGCUGCCACGAAACUGAAAUCGUUUCUUGUUUUCAAUUUAUAAGCAAUAAGUGUAGCACUGACACUCGGUUUUCCUCCCUAUGCGCAUUUCUUUAUUUCCUGUAAUCAUCUCUAACCACAAUCGGUGAACGAAUGAGGGCGUGAGUGUUUUUAAACUGCACACGAGUUUUUGUCUAAUAAACUGUAAACGUGGACAACCUGUUUAUAGCUAUGGUUAAUUCACACAGGUAAACCGCUAUCCUCAAGAGUCCCUCAGACUUUUGUUUUUAUUUCUAAAUUCUGGUUUUGACGCUCUUUUAAUUCAUGGUGUCAUUUAUUUUCGAAUUUCAAGACUCUUGUUGGUCUAAAAGCUCUAUGUACAAUCAAGAGGUGGGAAAUGAAUCAACAGCAUAAGACUAAUGUGACUGGAGCCUGAUCAUGUUUUUUGGUUAUUUCUUUGAGUUGGUAAACGUAUUAUUUUAAUUCUUUCACACAGAGUAGCACAUUUUGUCAUGAUUAUUGCUAUAGGCUUACGAUCCCUCUUACUCAUUCCUGAUCAUUCGACAUCAUCUAUCAAGGAAUCAGAAAGUUUGUACAGAGACAGCAUUGAUUGCACUUUAAUAACCUGUAAGAUCAAAUAAUUCUCGAUACUGCUGAUGAUGUCAUCACCCCGUGUGUGGCAGUCCCACCAAAGUUCAACACUAACAAAUCUCCUGAACACCACACUGUCCCGAGCUGCCUUUUGUUUUCUGGAAGGCUGUGGACGAGAACCGUUUGCAAUCGAGAUUGAUUUCAUACAUGGAUGGAUAAAUCUGUUUGUGAUCUUCAUGGUUUGUGCCUUGUUCUGAAGUCGCAUUUAAUAUGUCAGAUAUUUUUUAAAAACAACUAGUAAUAAUUAUACGGCUAAUCAUAACUUCAUUCACGUUUUACACCCUGCUUCAGUACAAUAUAAAAGGGAGAUUUUAAGUUGUUGGGUUUUUUUUUCUUUGAAAAAUGUGCAUUUAUUCUUUAUGCCAUUUUUAUUGUUGCAGUAAGGUUUGUGUUAAAAGUGGUUUAUACGGAAUGUUUCGAAAUGUCUGAAAAUGUAAGGUUUGUUGCGGUGGGAGUCAUUUGAAUAACGGUGAAUUGGUCGACUGUGUUUUCUUUUAAAAAUAAAUAAAUAAAAAGCUGACUUCUCCGUCAUCAGGAGUGGCUGAGAACCACGUCGACUUUUCGGGUGUGUGGUGGAUUAGAUCUGUUUGAAUGUCCACAAAAUGCAUUUUAUUGGUUUCUUUUUUUUUUCUAUUUUAUCACUCUCCUUGUACCAUACUGUUCUCAUAUUAAUUAGAAAUUUCUUACAUGCAUUUGUUUGUUUAAGCAAAUGAAAUAAAAAUUGCAAUACA